Gamsiella multidivaricata is the source of this 2270-nucleotide messenger RNA. RefSeq names its product DNA polymerase alpha/epsilon subunit B-domain-containing protein. Gene Ontology annotation, cellular component: epsilon DNA polymerase complex. The coding region runs from base 286 to 2208 and encodes 640 amino acids. Gene Ontology annotation, molecular function: DNA binding. Gene Ontology annotation, biological process: DNA-templated DNA replication; error-prone translesion synthesis. Lineage: Eukaryota; Fungi; Mortierellomycota; Mortierellomycetes; Mortierellales; Mortierellaceae. The transcript is spliced from 8 exons. The record is from RefSeq and is a predicted model, not a curated record.
CCUCCAUGUCUUUCCAUGUGUUCCUGAAUGAGCGAGCCAGGUUGUGAGCGAUCUGAAACAAAGCCACGCGUAAUUUAAUGCGCGCGUGGAGUGGAGCAAAACAAACAAACACGCUCAGAGUCGCGUUCUGGGAAAGCGGCCGUUAUUGCCACCAAAACGACCAAAAAAGCAGUAUCCCUUUUUUUUUCUUUUUUUUUUUUCUUUUCAUCGGCUUUACACCCCCCUGUCCUUCCACCUUUCGUCUCCCCUGAUUGACCCUCGAACACAAAGCACUCUUUUCCUACCAUGUCCACCUCAAGGGCGAGAAUGAUGGCUGCCCGGCGUCAGAUUGUCAGGACGUUCAAGAAACAUCAGCUCACGCUUCAACUCGAUGCCACAGAAUACCUCGAAGAGACUUUGGAGAGCCAGAACGUGCCGCCCGAGGACUUGAACGACACACUGGAGAACAUCGCUGCAGGAUAUGUUGCUCGAGAGGGAUUGAAUCUCGUGAGCCGUGCCCGUCUGGAAGUUGUGUUGGAAAGCAUGCAGAAAUGGACUCAUCAUUUACAUGAGAAGCCGACCCGCAACCCCCUGGAUCCACACAAAUCACAAAUGACCGCUUCUCAGGUCAAUACGCAUUCACAGCUACAACGGCCAGAUCCACGAGAUCUUGAAUCAAUCGACAUGGCGUCCAUGCGGCACAGGAUCCAGGAGAUGGAAGGCGAAGAGGAGCAACAACAUGAAUCCAAUAGUCAUGAUCAGGACUAUCUGAUGGAUCACGAGGCGGUACAAAGCUACGAUACUAAUGAGGAAGUAGAGGAUGAUUUGGACAUUACAGAAAUGUUCCAUGUCAUCGACGCCUUCUCGAUGCCCCGCUGGGCGUGGGCAUCCGAUAUCAAGACCUUCGUUCGGACCGACCCUUCCCAAAGACAGCACGACACAGAACACGGACAUGAAAAUCGCGCCAAUGGAUCAAUGAACUCUGCAGCAAAUAUGUCGAACCAUGUUCUGGGCACAGCGGAGGAAAAGACGGCAAUGUUUAGAGCGAGGUAUCAGGUGCUUUUGCAGCGUAUUAUGCGGAACGAAUGUUUUGCUCCGCCUGUCUUCACUGGGGGGAUGCAGCAAGAUCGAUAUUUAAAGCUGACGCCUCUCAAGGCACUCAAGGGCAGAUGCGGGGAGCGCUUCCUAAUGUUUGGUAUGUUGGUCCAGAUGGGCGACGGCAAGUUUUGUCUGGAGGAUGCGGACGAUCGAAUCGAACUAGUGCUGGAUAAUAGCAAAAACUCUGCAGGAUUGUUCACAGAGAACUGCUUCGUGCUGGUGGAGGGACUUUAUACGGACGACAACGUAAUUCUUGUCGAUACCAUUGGAUUACCGCCACCAGAGUUACGGGAAGAAACAAAGAAAGUUUUUGGAAAUAUCGACUUUUUGGGAGCGCCGAAAGAGAUGAGAAGCGAGGAUCAGCUCAGCGUCAUUGCUGGGGAGUAUCCCAAUAUUAUGUUCGUCAUCCUCUCUGACCUCUGGCUCGAUCAACCCAAGACCUUCACCACACUUCGCACGAUUUUCGAUGGCUACUCCUCAGCGAAUAUACCACUCGCAUUUAUUAUGUGCGGUAGCUUUAAAUCCCAGCCUUUUCUGUUCAAUGGUCUGGAGUCGGGGCAGUACCGGGAUGGCUUCAAUGCCCUUGCGGAAUUGAUUGCUGAAUUCGACGAGUUAGCCAGGUCCAGCUACUUUGUUUUUGUGCCUGGUCCAAAUGACCCGUGGGGCGGAAGCAUUCUGCCAAGGCCCAAAAUUCCAGAUUUCUACACAGCAAAGAUGAGGUCGUUGGUGAAGCGCUCCGUUUUUGCGUCGAACCCAUGCAGAAUCAAGUAUUGUAACCAAGAAAUUGUGAUCUUUAGAGAGGAUAUCUUGAACCGACUUUUGAGAAAUUGUAUAGUUCCGCCAGUCGGCGAUGUGGUGAUUCAGAAGCAGCUCAUCAGGACUAUCGUUGAUGGCGCACAUCUCUGUCCACUGCCUUUGACUACGCGGCAGGUCUCUUGGGCCCAUGACCAUGCCCUUCGAAUCUAUCCGAUCCCCGAUGCUUUAAUUCUGGCGGACAAAUUCGAGGCGUACAGUUUCAAGUAUCAGAACUGCCAUUGUAUGAACCCAGGGAGCUUCCCCACCAGCGACUACUCGUGGAUGGUCUACUACCCAGCAAGCAGGGAAUCCGAUAUUUGUCAAAUACCUAAAUAGACGCGAAAGAUGCUCAUUCAAAAAUAAAACUUGCAAUUUUUGGGCCGGACCCGCACUGACAC